Messenger RNA from Corvus hawaiiensis (hawaiian crow), 2407 nucleotides. RefSeq names its product chromosome Z C5orf34 homolog (gene CZH5orf34). The record is from RefSeq and is a predicted model, not a curated record. NCBI's taxonomy places the organism in Eukaryota, Metazoa, Chordata, Aves, Passeriformes, Corvidae. The transcript is spliced from 12 exons. The coding region runs from base 79 to 1959 and encodes 626 amino acids.
CCCGCCGUGCGGCGGCGCGGCCGCCUCAGCCGGCUCGGCUUGAGCGCCGCCCGCGGUUCGGGCUCGGCGUCCGGUGCGAUGGAGGCGGAAAGGCUGAUGGUGCUGUUCGGGGACGACUCGGUGGAGGUGCACUACGCCGGGGGGUCCCGCUUGCUGCUGUCUCCUUGCGGCUCGGAGUAUCUGUACGAAGCGGCGCUCCCCGCGGCCGCCCACCCGCUCCAGCCGGCGGUGACCACCCGCCAGCGGGUCGCCUUCGUCGUCAGUGCCUACCGGGAGCAACUUCUACGAGCGCUAGAUUUCCGGAAUGCGUUUUCUUCUCGCCCUUACUUGCCUUCACGUGUUAUACCUCCGGAAAGAAAAAAGAUUCUUCUUAGUGAUACCUUAGAAAUUAAAUGGCCUGACCCUGCUACAGCUGAUCUGACAAGAUGUUUAGACAAUGGCAGUGUGAAGAUCUCAUCUGUAGAUGGCUGUGCUCACCUUUACUUGUCAGAAUUGCAGCAAGAAUUUACAGUGGAGUUCUUAUGCAAAGUCAGCCAGUCAUCUGCAGCAUACUCAUGCUCCUCUGAAAAGAACAGCAACUAUCAAAGCAGAGAUCAGUGUGGAAAACCAAGUAAAAAUUAUGCUGCAGAAAAAUCAAGAAUAAACGGUAAGAAUAAACAUGUUUGUGCUGAAGGAAAAUACCGGGAACCAACAAAACCAAAGGACAAAGGAGAUGGAGUCCCUUUGUUCCGCACAAAUUGUUCUUCUGAAUACACGUGGGUUACACAGCGCUGGACUAUUUCCUCCUGCCCAGAAGAAUGGAAAUACCCUUUGUCCUUGGCACUGAAGUGCUGUAACUUACAUACUGUGAAGAAUGUAAUGAAGACAUAUGAGAAAAACAGCUGUACAGCUGUUGAAAGUGAUGUUUUAGCAGACCCUGAAACACAUGAAACAGUUUCUCAUUUACCUACAGCUUUGCCACUCAGCUGCAGAGCCCCACAUUUACACAGGUGGACUUUCUGUGACUUCUUUCAGAAUGAAGAUACGGAGAAGUAUUCAUUCCCUCAGCUAAUUCACGUUGUGUGGUGCCAGGGUGUUUUCUACAGAUUUAUCCAUGGUAAGACAAACAUCACAGAAAUUUAUCCUGGUGAUGACUCAUUUUUCAAGUCAGAGGGAGCAUUUUUGGGAAAAUAUUUCGUACGUUAUACAAUCCAAAAAGGAACAAAAAAGGUGGAAGAAAAGAUGUAUUCAGUGAACAGCUUGCCUCCUGAUGUGUCAGGAAAUCCAUACUCUAUAUCCUCAAUUAUUACUCAGGCAACCAAAAUACUUCAGUAUUGCUGCAAAACAAAACUGUCAUUAAAUCAUAAUUAUUAUCUUUGCUGCUGGAAAGUGGUACCUGAGGCAGAUGGACGAGAAAUGUUGCCAGUUUUGCUGCAUGAAAAGGUUAUUCCCAGUGUAGGAAGACUGGUUGUGUACUCAGAUCAUAAAGUCCAUGCUGGAUUUUGGGAUGGGACAACCCUGACUAUGGUUUGGGAUUUCAGCUCUUCCUGUAGUGAGAUCCAGAUAAAUGAAGAUGUAGGCUGGUGUAAGUUAUCUACUCCUAAUGGGCUACAGCAGCUAAUACAGAUAAGUCAUCCUGGAGUCUAUGAAAGGUACAUCAGAACAGCAAUAGAAUGGUGCAGAAGUUUGAAUGAAAUGAAAGAGAUUCCUGAAUAUACUGCACACCCUGUAACUCAAGAAAAUUGGUCUGCUGAUGCUGAGCUCGAAAAAAUACAGAGAUUUAAUUUUUUAUUAGACAAUAGCAACAUUUUGAGAAGGACAUCUGCUGAAAAAUCCAAUCCAUCUGGUAUCACUGUCAGAAAAAAUGAAAACAGGAGUGAGACGGAAGAACUCAGCGAAGGUUGCGUCUUGGAGGCUUUGGAAAAAACUUCUAAAGUCAUUCAGGAUAUUGAAUCUUUGCUUGCUGCUUCUGGGAAGUGAAGCCCACGGGCACAUGAAGCCUGCGGGCACACGAAGCCCUGUGUUCUGUGUCUUCACCAGCUGUGCCUGAGGAGGCUCUGAGGGGAGAGAGGAAUGAACGCUGAAGCCAGAGGCACAAGUGUAUUCCUGGUCAAGUCUGCCAGGUGCCAGUGUAAUAUCAUUUAUAACGCCAGUGGUAUAUUUGGUAUAGGCAAAGAGAACAGCUGAGAUAAUAGAGCACUGCUGUGUAAAUACAUCAGGCCUGACCGGACAGUGCUGCUUUUAAAUGUAUGAAUGUGUUUUCGAAUGAACUUGAUUGAUGGAUCGCUGCUGAAGUGACCAGGGUAGAGGUGGGAAGUUUUAACUGUAAAAACGUGCUUUUAUUCAGAUGCUUACACCAAGAUAAUACCGAAUAAAAUGUCUCCCAAACGCUUUUUUUUAGUAAAUAAAUACUAAUUUCAGGGUAGGA